AUGAGAAAGAUCCUCAGAAUGGCGUCGGUGUCACCUUUAGCCAAGUACAAGCUCGUCUUCCUCGGGGAUCAAUCCGUCGGCAAGACCAGCAUCAUCACUCGUUUCAUGUACGACAAAUUCGAUACCACUUAUCAGGCUACGAUUGGGAUCGAUUUUUUGUCGAAAACAAUGUACCUUGAGGAUCGGACUCUUCGUCUGCAACUAUGGGAUACUGCCGGGCAGGAGAGAUUUCGAAGUCUGAUACCAAGUUAUAUCAGAGACUCCUCUGUUGCUGUAAUUGUCUAUGAUGUUGCAAAUAGGCAGUCAUUCUUGAACACCGCCAAGUGGAUUGAGGAUGUUCGUACAGAGAGAGGUAGCGAUGUCAUCAUUGUUCUGGUGGGUAACAAAACAGAUCUCGUUGAUAAGAGGCAAGUGUCGAUAGAGGAAGGGGAUAACAAAGCUCGUGAUUUUGGAGUAAUAUUCAUAGAGACGAGUGCAAAAGCAGGAUUUAACAUCAAGCCACUAUUCCGCAAGAUUUCAGCAGCAUUACCAGGAAUGGAGUCGCUUGCUUCGACGAAACAAGAUGAUAUGGUUGAUGUGAACCUAAAGUCAUCGACCAAUGCAUCUCAUGGGGAGCAACAGCGAGGUGGCUGUUAUUGUUAA
Thlaspi arvense is the source of this 642-nucleotide messenger RNA. The record is from the annotation of a GenBank genome assembly. Lineage: Eukaryota; Viridiplantae; Streptophyta; Magnoliopsida; Brassicales; Brassicaceae.